This is a messenger RNA of Zymoseptoria tritici IPO323, 889 nucleotides long. RefSeq lists its product as uncharacterized. Gene Ontology annotation, molecular function: rRNA primary transcript binding; snoRNA binding. NCBI's taxonomy places the organism in Eukaryota, Fungi, Ascomycota, Dothideomycetes, Mycosphaerellales, Mycosphaerellaceae. The record is from RefSeq and is a predicted model, not a curated record. Gene Ontology annotation, cellular component: small-subunit processome; nucleolus; Mpp10 complex. The annotation marks the transcript as partial. Gene Ontology annotation, biological process: rRNA processing. The transcript has a single exon.
CAUGAUCCGACGACAGGCGCGACAGCGUCGGGACUACUUGUACCGACGGGCGCUCACUCUGCGCGAUGCCGAGAUUGCGGAAAAGCGAGCGAAGCUGAAGACCUCUCUGGCCACGGGCAAGCAGCUGGAUCCGAGCAUCGCCAAUGAUCGUCAGUUGCGACAAGACUACAAAUACGACGAGUCCCGUGCCGACCGCACUCUCGACGAUGAACUCGAGCUCGACGAUGAAUACAGUCAUCUCUCCGGAGUCGUUGAUCCGCGCGUUUUGGUCACCACCUCGCGGGACCCCAGCAGUCGGCUGGCCUCAUUCGCCAAAGAAAUUCGUCUGCUCCUCCCCACCAGCAUUCGUCUGAACCGCGGAAAUCUCGUACUCCCCAACCUUGUUGGCAGCGCAAAGUCCAGCGGCCUGUCCGAUCUCAUACUCCUCCACGAACAUCGAGGAACACCUACCGCGAUGACCGUGUCACACUUUCCUCAUGGACCGACCGCAUCCUUCAGCUUGCACAACGUUGUCCUGCGUCACGACAUCCCCAAUGCUUCCCGAGGCACCGUCAGCGAAAGCUACCCGCAUCUGAUAUUUGAAGGCUUCACGACGCCGUUGGGACGGCGUGUGGUGAAGAUUUUGCAACACCUGUUCCCACCACGAGAGGGUGGAACAAAGCUGGGUUCAAGAGUCGUGACAUUCAAGAAUAUUGAAGACAGUAUUGAAGUGAGGCACCACGUUUUUGUCAAGACGGCGUACCAGAGCGUGGAGCUGGCCGAAGUUGGACCACGAAUGACGAUGCGUUUGUUUGAGAUUCGACAAGGCACGGCAGAGAAUAAGGAUGGUGACGUGGAGUGGCAUAUGAAUCAGUAUACUCGGACCAGCAAGAAGAAGGACUAUCUGUGA